AUGUUGUUCAUAAUUGUUAAUCAAGAAAUUAGAAAUAGGACAAAAAUGUCCUUCUGUGAUUUAGAGAUGAUAUUAAAUAAGAUUAUGUUCCUCUUUUUCAUAGCAAGAGAAAACGCAUUAGUUAUUAAACAAUUGAUAUUAAGAAGAGCAGAAUAAACAUUAACCAUAUUCACAUUAAAUACAAUUUAAGGGACAUGAGAAUUUACACUAAUAGCAUCCAUCAUUAGGCUAUAAAUUUCCGUCAUCGCAUUCCUCUAAUAGUACAAUAAUUUUAUCACCACAAUAAGGUAAACACAUUUAAAAAUUUUCAUCAAAUGACCAACCAGAGAAGCAUUCAAAACAAAGCUCUCUAAUACAGUUACUACAUCCUUCUACACAAUUAAAUUAUUAAGAAAAAUA
Molecule: messenger RNA, 399 nt
Organism: Paramecium sonneborni
Lineage: Eukaryota; Ciliophora; Oligohymenophorea; Peniculida; Parameciidae
Source: the annotation of a GenBank genome assembly